Messenger RNA from Drosophila santomea, 1608 nucleotides. Its product is annotated as acetylcholine receptor subunit alpha-like. Gene Ontology annotation, cellular component: neuron projection; synapse; postsynaptic membrane. Gene Ontology annotation, biological process: monoatomic ion transmembrane transport; signal transduction; nervous system process. NCBI's taxonomy places the organism in Eukaryota, Metazoa, Arthropoda, Insecta, Diptera, Drosophilidae. The transcript has 5 exons. Gene Ontology annotation, molecular function: acetylcholine-gated monoatomic cation-selective channel activity; transmembrane signaling receptor activity. The record is from RefSeq and is a predicted model, not a curated record. The coding region runs from base 48 to 737 and encodes 229 amino acids.
AUAAAUCCGACUUUCAACAAAGUUUUUGAGUUUGAGACGAAAGCGCAAUGAAGUUUUUAUUUGAAAUACUAAGACUAUUUAUUAGAAAGGCGUCUUCGGGCGGAACUCUCAGAGCUUGGAUACUUUCAGCUCUCAUGGUACACGGAGCAGUAGCAGGAAAUCCGGACGCAAAACGAUUAUAUGAUGACCUUUUAAGCAACUACAACAAAUUAGUUCGACCCGUUGUUAAUACUACAGAUGUUUUAAAAGUUUGCAUUAAAUUAAAACUUUCACAGCUUAUAGAUGUGAACCUAAAAAAUCAAAUAAUGACCACCAAUCUUUGGGUUGAGCAGUCAUGGUAUGAUUACAAACUGCGAUGGGAACCAAAAGAAUAUGGUGGAGUUCAUAUGCUGCAUGUUCCUUCAGAUCAUAUAUGGAGACCGGAUAUUGUUCUUUAUAAUAAUGCUGAUGGUAACUUCGAAGUGACUCUUGCAACAAAAGCCACAAUUUACUCAGAAGGAUUAGUUGAAUGGAAGCCACCAGCAAUAUACAAAUCAUCCUGUGAAAUAGAUGUAGAAUAUUUCCCAUUUGAUGAACAGACCUGUGUUCUAAAAUUUGGCAGUUGGACUUAUGAUGGGUUUAAGCAAACACGACAUAGAAAAGCCUGGACAAAACUUCACUACUCACUUACACUAACCAAGAGAAACCAAAAAAAAAGCAAACUUCACAUUCAAAAUGAGGAUGAACUGCGGACUUAACAAAAGCCUACAACACAAAAAGAAUAGCUCUAAUGCAGCUGCAAUAAACACAAAUUCUUAAUAACGAUAUUUUGCAAUUCAAAGCCAGAUAAUCUUUUUGGUAAAAUAAGUUAUAAAUCAUUUCAAGCAAAACUCGGUUCAGUCCAUCUUCUACAUACCAAAUAUCAAUGUCACAUAAAGUUCCAUUGUACCCUGAGCUGAGAAAAGUCCUAAACGCCACAUACUGAUUUUUAACAAAACCAACAUCAUCUAACACAACAACACAGUCCAAUUUACAAUACCCUCCAUAACCCUUUAAAAAGUUCAGCCAGAAACGCAAACGUAGACGGUACACCAUUUGUUAACGCUCUACGCUAUCUAGGUAUGGUAUCAAAUACAAAAAGUUAUCCGACGAAUCCUGCUCGCCCCUCAAACAAAAUCUAUGAGAAAUCAAAAUCGCCUAAUUCAACUACUUGCAAAACAGGGCUACAGCGAUAUAGCAAAAGAGUACAGAUACGAGGAAUUAUAAAAAUAUUAGUAAGAUCUAAUUAUGUGUUAAAAGAGUUAGAAUUGAUUGAUUUAUGUUACUCAACUAAAGAGAGUGUGAAAAUCAUAUGAAGAUAUGAAAGUAGACAACUAAAAUAAUUAUUGCCUAGAAAAUGUCUCCACCUCCACUACAGGUUUUUGUAAUUUGAGAGUGUUAGUGUAACAUAUCGAUUUAAAGUUUGGCCGUGACAGUUUUGAGCGGUUUGUGGUUUUAGAGAGUGCGUGGCAUUCAAUGGAAAAAUCUUGCAGAAAGAAUACAACUAGAAUCCGUAUGCUUCAUUUCAACUUUGAAGCUCGUAUAGUUCCCGAGAUCUUGACGUUCUUGCGGAUAGACAUAUGAAACUCU